This is a messenger RNA of Telopea speciosissima, 2826 nucleotides long. Its product is annotated as probable methyltransferase PMT24. Gene Ontology annotation, molecular function: methyltransferase activity. The transcript has 9 exons. The coding region runs from base 73 to 2559 and encodes 828 amino acids. Gene Ontology annotation, cellular component: endosome; trans-Golgi network; cytoplasm. Lineage: Eukaryota; Viridiplantae; Streptophyta; Magnoliopsida; Proteales; Proteaceae. The record is from RefSeq and is a predicted model, not a curated record.
CUUUUCAAAACAAUGGCGUUUCAUUGAUCUUUCUUCAGGUGUAACAAUUUGAGGGACAUUUAUAUGUGAAAGAUGGCAUUUGGAAAAUAUACUAGAGGAGAUGGCCGGAGGUCAUCGGCUUCCUACUGUUCAACAGCAACUCUUGUCGUGUUUGUUGCUCUUUGCCUGGUUGGAGUAUGGAUGAUGACAUCCUCAUCCCUAGUUCCUGGUCAAAGUAUAAACUUUCCUAAUCAGGAGAGCAGAACUGUAGACACAAAACUUAGUUUAAAACAACCGGUGACUGAAAAUGAUUCUCGGCAAUUUGAAGAUAAUCCAGGUGAUUUACCUGAGGAUGCAACAAAAGGAGACGGUGACACCAACACUGCACAAGAUGAAAGCAACUCGGAUGUUAGAGAGAAAACAAACCAAUCUGACCAGACUACAGAGAACAAUGUCAAGGAUGACCAAAAGGAGAAACCUGAGGAGAGUGAGAAUAAAAAUGCUGAGUCUGAAGAAGCAUCCAAAACUGAUACUGAAAAGGAUGGGGAUGUAAAGACUGAAGGUGGAGAAUCAAAGGGGGGAGAUGGAGAGUCUAAUUCUGAAGGAGGAGAAACAAAAACAGAAGGUGGUGGAAUAAAAACUGAGCAGGAAGAAUCAUCAGAGAGCUCAGAUGAGAAGAAAAUUGACUCCACUGAGAAUAAUAAACCAGAAACAACUGAGAGAUCAGGCGAAACUAAACAGGAGGAUAAGGUAGAGGAGACAACUGAGACCAAUCACGACAAAGGAUCUGAGCAAAGUUCUAACAAGGACGAUGACCAGGCAAAGAACCAUGCCUCAAAUGAAGUAUUUCCUGAUGGGGCAGAGUCAGAGAUCCUAAAGGAGUCUACCACUCAAAAUGGGGCAUUUUCGACUCAAGCUGUUGAGUCAAAGAAUGAAAAAGAAGCUCAGCAAAAGGACCAAAAAGAACAAGGUGGAUAUAGCUGGAAACUUUGUAAUGUCACUGCUGGCCCAGAUUACAUUCCUUGUUUAGACAAUUGGGAUGCUAUUAAGCACCUUCAUAGUACUAAGCACUAUGAACAUCGAGAAAGGCACUGCCCUAAAGAAGCCCCCACUUGCCUUGUUCCUCUACCUCAGGGAUACAAGUCUCCAAUUAAGUGGCCCACAAGCAGGGAAAAGAUAUGGUACUACAAUGUUCCCCAUACCAAGCUUGCAGAGGUCAAGGGGCAUCAGAACUGGGUGAAAGUUACUGGAGAGUAUCUUACUUUUCCAGGUGGUGGAACUCAGUUUAAGCACGGUGCUGUUCGUUACAUUGAUUUCAUUCAGGAAUCAGUACCCGAUAUAGCAUGGGGAAAACGGUCCCGUGUGAUAUUGGAUGUUGGAUGUGGGGUAGCCAGCUUUGGGGGAUUUCUCUUCGACAAAGAUGUUCUUACCAUGUCUUUUGCUCCCAAAGACGAACAUGAAGCACAAGUGCAAUUCGCUCUCGAAAGGGGAAUCCCUGCAAUUUCAGCUGUGAUGGGUACCCUUAGACUACCCUUCCCCGGUAGGGUUUUUGAUGUUGUGCACUGUGCACGUUGUAGGGUCCCUUGGCAUAUUGAAGGCGGCAAGCUUCUUUUGGAGCUAAAUCGUGUUUUGCGGCCUGGUGGUUACUUUGUGUGGUCUGCUACUCCAGUAUACCAAAAACUCCCUGAAGAUGUGGGGAUCUGGGAUGCCAUGAAAGCAUUAACAAAGUCAAUGUGCUGGAAGCUAAUUACAAUUAAGAAGGAUAAAGUUAACAAAGUCGGUGCAGCAAUAUAUCAGAAACCUACUUCUAAUGAGUGCUAUGAGAGGAGAUCACAAAAUGAGCCUCCGCUUUGCCAAGACUCUGAUGAUCCAAAUGCUGCCUGGAAUGUGCCACUGCAGGCAUGCAUGCACAAAAUUCCUGUAGAUACAUCAGAACGUGGGUCUCAAUGGCCAGACCAGUGGCCAGCAAGGCUGAAUAAACCACCAUACUGGUUGAAGAGUUCUCAGGUUGGAGUUUAUGGUAAAGCUGCUCCAGAUGAUUUCACGUCAGACUAUGAUCAUUGGAAACGUGUUGUGACCAAGUCCUAUCUGAAUGGGAUGGGAAUCAGCUGGUCAUCUGUAAGGAAUGUCAUGGAUAUGAGAGCUGUUUAUGGAGGUUUUGCCGCGGCUCUUAGAGACUUGAACGUGUGGGUCAUGAAUGUGGUUUCAAUUAAUUCUCCCGAUACACUUCCCAUCAUUUAUGAGAGGGGUCUAUUUGGCAUGUAUCAUGACUGGUGUGAAUCAUUCAGCACCUAUCCAAGAUCUUAUGACCUUCUCCAUGCAGACCAUCUCUUUUCUAUGAUAAAAAAGAGGUGUAACUUGCUGGCUGCGAUAACAGAAGUUGAUCGGAUUCUCAGACCAGAAGGGAAACUGAUCAUACGUGAUGACGUUGAGACCAUCGGUGAGGUGGAGAACAUGGUUAGGGCGAUGCACUGGGAGAUCCGUUUGACUUACUCAAAGGACAAGGAAGGCUUGCUGUGUGUCCAAAAGUCUUUUUGGCGCCCCACAGAGAUUCAGACAAUCAUGUCCGCGAUUGCUUAAGCCCGACAGUUAAUCGUCCCUCAAACAUUCAUAGGGAUCGGGUUGCUAGGUAUUUUUUGUUAGUGUUGUUUUGUUUGUAAUUUCAAUUUUUUUUUUCAAAUAUAAUUGUAAUUCCCCUCAAAGCCCCGUUGCUGUUGUUCCUUUUAACCCUUCUUUCUUGUCUUUUUGUUUCUUAGUAGGGAGGGGCCCUUGAGUUUUAACUGUAAAAUCAUAUUAUAGAGAUACCAAUAGAAGUCAAUUCAAGCUUGCCAGUGUAAAGCUCUUAAA